AUGCGCAAUGUCAAAGUCCCCUUGGAAAAGCGGAAAAGGGUAUCAAAAGCCUGCAACACCUGCAUGAAACGAAAACAAAAGUGCGAUGGCCAAAAGAAUUGCUCAUGCUGCCGCAAGAAAGGCAUAACCUGCGUGUACCGGCCGAGUAAAUCCACCGAGUCGUCAAGCGACUCGACUGUGUCUUGCUCGCCUCCAAACGAUUUGGGCGAACAAUCACCAGAAGCUGUCGAAUACUCUGAUACGCCAGACAUAAGUGGAAAAGUAACCAUGAGGAGAUCAGAAAGUCCAGGAACAAUGUCCCGUUUCCGCAUUGUUUCUACAUCAAGACCCGGAGAAUUUGGAAAAUAUACGCACCCUCACACAGCGUCGGAUCACCAGCUUAUUACAUUGUGUCUUCCGUUGCCAGAACCACCAUUAUUUUCUCAUUGCUAUGCUACCGAAUCUUUCGUAGCUCUCGUCAAGAAACAUGUGGAGCGAGGCUCUGGAUCUUCAGGUUUCACAGAGUCGUCGUGUAUCCGGUCUGAGUCGCAACAAACAAGCCCUGCAAGCCCUUACCCAAUAUGGCCCCCUGAUUUGCCUCGAAUCACUAUUGAAAGGCUAGUUAAAUCCUAUUUCACCAAUGCCAAGACGCUUGGUUUCAUCGACGUUAUAAGCUCCGAAUCCGUCGGAGCCACACUGCGUCAAAUGUACAAUGGACCAAGCCAGGUGUACUAUUCAGAACGGUGCAUUAUCUAUUUGGUACUGGCGAUCGGGCUUACGUUUGAUUUUGGUCCGGCAGAAGGAGCUUUGCAAGACCCCAAUCUAAAAGAACAGUUCUUCGCAAGCGCUGAAGCAUUGCUUCAGCCAAUUGAAACACAAAGAGGAACAAAGAGCUACAAUGGUGUCCCAUGGACCCUCCAGGCUCUCGUUUUGAUGUCACUCUAUAUGCUAUGUGUAUCGAGGCGGCAUGCUGCACACUCUUACUGUGGUCGAGCUUUCGAAGUUGCUCAGUCGUUCGGGAUCCAUCGAGGGAAAGAGGCCGAGGGCGAGAGAUUCUCUGGUACCCAAUCAUGGAUAGUAUCAAGACGAAGCGUCUGGAGAAGCCUCUUCGUUCUCGACAGAUUCCUCGCUGCCACAUUAGGCAGACCGCUGACUUUUCAUCAACACACUGAAGAGUCUCUUAAACUGAAGAAGAGGACUCCUCUCAACUUUGUUGUCGAUGCAUGCCGGAUCAUCGAUGAAACUGUCAAGGUUAUAUACUCAGGAUCUGAGAUAUCGAUGAAAAAAGUAUUAUUAGGGAUUGGAUACCUUGACUUGCUUACAGACGCCAAUGUCGACCCAGCCCAUUCCGUGGCACAAGUUCGCGUCGACCCUCUUCGUUUCUAUGCUGACAUUCUUCUUUGUCGGCCAUUCUUUCUUCUUCGCUUCAUCGCUUCUACGCAAGAACGCGAAGCUUUGGAUGAUAUCGAACCACAAAUUAACAAGCUAUCUCAGAGAUGCGUUUCCAAAUCGAUGCGAGUAAUAGAGAUGCUCAAAGAAGGAAGGCGUCCCCAUUCUUCUUUUCCUGUUGAUCCCUUCACUCCUAUUUAUGCAAGCAUACACUUCAGGGAAGAACACCUGUCACUAGUAAACGACGCGAUAGCCAUGUUGGGGGCAGUGAAGGAAACAAAUUCUUAUGCGAAGCAUUCCGCUUCGGUGCUAGAUUUGUUUCUACGUGAUUGCCGGAAUCACGCAAGGAUCGUCAAGCCAAAACCCGAGGGACAUGCAUAUCAGACCAAAACCGAGCCCAUCACUGCAUACGAAUCCAGUCAAUACCGCUCUCCUUUCUAUCCGCCAACACAGGGCAGUCUGGCACCUGCUUACGAUAGAAGAGCAGCAAUCGGGGAUCGAAAUGUUAUCAAAAAAGAAAGCCAUGAUCAUUCAAACGCUUUCUCAUCUACGUGUUUUUCAUCGCCCAUGGAUAGCAGCACGUUUCACCACCAACCUUCGGCCGAGUACUCACAGCGUUCGUGGCACAACGAACAUAAUGGUGAUAUGGAUCUUGACGGCUCGUACGAUUCGAAAAGGUGA
Messenger RNA from Fusarium pseudograminearum CS3096, 2049 nucleotides. RefSeq lists its product as uncharacterized. Gene Ontology annotation, biological process: DNA-templated transcription; positive regulation of transcription from RNA polymerase II promoter by galactose. The coding region runs from base 1 to 2049 and encodes 682 amino acids. NCBI's taxonomy places the organism in Eukaryota, Fungi, Ascomycota, Sordariomycetes, Hypocreales, Nectriaceae. Gene Ontology annotation, molecular function: RNA polymerase II cis-regulatory region sequence-specific DNA binding; DNA-binding transcription factor activity, RNA polymerase II-specific; zinc ion binding. The record is from RefSeq and is a predicted model, not a curated record. Gene Ontology annotation, cellular component: nucleus. The transcript is spliced from 5 exons.